Molecule: messenger RNA, 4641 nt
Organism: Eimeria necatrix
Lineage: Eukaryota; Apicomplexa; Conoidasida; Eucoccidiorida; Eimeriidae
Exons: 5
Coding region: 1-4641 (1546 amino acids)
Source: RefSeq, a predicted model, not a curated record
AUGCUGGCUGGGGGCCCCUCUAGUGCAGCAGCAGUUCAAGGAGCAGCUUUGAAGGGAGGCUACACAGCAAUUGUGCUCGCAGACCUGCUGCACGAGGCCACCAUAGAGCAGGCUGCUGCCCUCCCUGCUGCUGCUGCUGCUGCUGCUGCUGCUGCUGCUGACUGCGUGGAGACUCGGCGGGGCGAUCUUUUUGCUGCUGUGGCGCUCUGCAACGAAGGCUUGAGUGCCCUUAUUGCUUCUUCUUUUCCUCUAUCUUUUGCUGAUUUGCAAAACCUGCAGCUGCAGCAGGAAGAAGCAGAGAGGUGCGCGCUGCUGCUGCACGCGCUGCUGCAGUGCUGCCUCAGAGCCUUCACUGCAGCAGCAGAAUGGGAAGAGGCGCAGCUCGCGGCAGCUUCUGCUGCCUCCGGGGGGCCCUUGCCUGGUGGAGCCCUGCCGCAGCAGGAGCAGAAACAGCGGCAGCAGCAGCAGCAGCAGCAGCAGCAGCAGGGCGCAGAGGCCGCCCCCGCGCGCGGGGGACCCUUCGGCGCAGCAGCAGCAGCAGCAGCAGCAACAGGAAGUGCGGACAGCAGCCCGGAGCUGUUUGCUGCUAGGGACCGCCGUCACCUGCAUGCGCUUUCUCUUUGUCUGCAGCACUUGCAUGAUUUGUUUCGAGAAGAAGCCAGAGGCGUUUUAAAAGAAUUCAAAAACUUCAUUUGCUGCCUCAUCAGCUGCUGCGCACAAAAACGCUGCCCCCGCCUCCGCAUCUUUUUGCUGUCGCACUGCUUCUCGCUGCUGCUGGCAGACGCAGCAGCCUGCAGGCCCCAGGGGCCCCCGGGGGGCCCCCUGGGGCCCCCGGGGGCCCCCUGGGGCCCCUGGGGGCCCUCCCCGGGCUACCCCGGGGCUUGCAUGCAGCAGCCUAUGGGCCGGGGGCCCCUAGGGGGCCCCCCAGUGGAGUCUCUCAGGCGCCGUCGGCUGCUGGGGCCCUCCCUAGUUGAGUGCCUCGCGGCGCCGCUGCUGUUUGCUGCAGGCAGGGAAGCAGCAGCAGCAGCAGCAGCAGCAACAGCAGCAGCAGCAGCAUCUGCUGCUGGUGACGACGAGGGGACGCGCUUCCUUUGCAGUGUAUGGUGUCUCCUUUGGGAUCGUCUGCUUCCGCUAACUUCUCCCCCGUGGGAACUUUUCCUCUUGGGGCUGGGCCCCACAGCUGCUGCUGCUGCUGCUGCUGCUGCUGCUGCAGACAGAGUCAUGGGGCUGGGGGUUUGUCAGCUGCAGGUCUUUGCUGCUGCCUGCGCCCUUCUGGAGGCUCUUUUUGCGGUGACGCCGCUGGCCGUGCUGCGGGAAAGAGUGGUUCCUCUCAUCCAGCAGCAGCAGCAGCAGCAGCAGCAGCAGCAGCAGCAGCUUGGCAGCUUCUCCUUGCCCGCGGCUGCUGCAGCGUCCCAAACUGCUGCUGCUGCUGCUGCUACUGCCCGCAGCACACGCACAACUGUGACACGGGAAGCCAUAGCAAGCCUCUCUGCUGCCUUGAGGACUCUCUUAGCUGCGCCCUUCUCUCGAAGGCCCCUCGAGGGUUUCUGGGGUUUGCCAGUGGCUGGGGGCAGCGCAGCAGCCACGGGGAGCCGCGCUGCUGCUGCUGCUGCUGCUGCUGCUGCUGCGCCUGCUGCUGCUGCUGCGUCGUGGCUGGGGGACCUGUACGACUCGUGGCUGCGGCGCAGCCGCGUGGGCGCCUACAGCUGCCUCAGCGCAGCUGUCUGCAGCACCCAAACAAAUCCUUCUUUGUACUUUUCUCUUUUGUCUGGAGAAGCUGCCCAGCUGCUGCUGCUGCUGGACCCAGAGCUGCUGCACUACGCGCAGCAGAUGCGCGAGCAGGUGGACACCGCGCUGCCCUUGUGGGGCCCCCGGGGUGCCCCCGAGAGAUCCCCCCAGGGGGCCUCCGAGGGGGGCCCCCAGGGGGCCCCCGGGGGGGCCCCCCGGGGGCCCUUCCAGGGGCAGUUUCCGGGUGCAUCAUCUCUGGUUGCCGCUGCUGCUGGGAGAGGCUGGCAGCUGCAGGAAGAGGAGCUGGAGGGUACUGGGGGGCCCCCGGGGGCCCCACUAGCCGCGGGUGAGUCUACUUUAAGUUUGGUGGAAGCAGCAAAAUCAUUCUCCGGAAGGUUCCUCAGUGCCUCCCAAGGCCUUUCUUUGGGGGCCCCAGGGGCCCUGCAGCAGGGGCUGCUGCUGCUGUCGCAGUCUGCGAGGCCGCCUGGGAGAGUGUGGGGCCGCAGUGCGCGGCAGCAGCAGCAGCAGCAGCAGCAGCUGCUGCUGCUGCAUGCAGCCUCCCAGACUCUGGGGCCCCACAGCCUCGCGGCUGGCCACUGGCUGCGCAGCCUUUCUUUAGCCCCGGGGCUGUCCGCGGCCUUUGCCCAGGCAGAAGCAGACAGAGUCAGUGCAGCAGCAGCCCCACACAGCAGCAGCAGCAGCUGCUGGCAGCAGCCACAGAGCAGCAGCCCGCAGCAACAAGUGGAGGCGGUCUUGUCUGGCCGCGCCCACGCACUUUCCCCCCAGAACCCCAAUGGGCCUCCUUAUGACGACGCCGUUGGCAGGGCUGCUCUGCUGCAGCAGCUGCUGCGGCUGGUAGACUGCUGCAGCGCCCGCUUCAGCGAGUCCUGGGGCGCAGCUGCUGCUGCAGCAGCAGGAGAAAAGGCCCAGGGGCUGCCCCCGCUGAUGGAGUCGCUGGUGCGCUGCUGCAGCCCAGGAGCAGCAGCAGCAGCAGCAGCAGCAGCAGGGACGGGCGCGGCCGCAGACACAGAAGCAGCAGCAGCAGCAGGAGGGAAGACUGCAGGGGACAGGGCUUGGGCCUUUGGCCUCCUGCUGCUGCGCCUGCUGCUGCAGCGGGCGCAGCUGCUGCGGCCCCUCGCAGACAGGGGCUUGCUGGACUUUGUUGCGGAAACAGCAGCAGAUGGCCGCAUGCUCGGUGCCAAGAGACUGCACUACUGGAUGCGUGACACAGCGCUGCUGCUCAUCCAAUGGCUGCAGCCGCACUCCCCACAGGCGCCUGGCUGGAGCCCCCCGGGCGCGGCCGCGACCGCCCCGCAGCCCCCCCAGCAGCAGCAGCAGCAGCAGCAGCAGCAGCAGCAGCAGCAGCAGCAGCCGCUGCAGCCGCUCACGGCUGCGCGGCUCGCGAGCUUCGCAGAGGCCCUUAUCAAGCUGUCGACCAGCAUCGACCCGCCCACGCACAAGCUGAACCUGAUGCUGGUGGGCUCUUUCCUAGAGUUGCUGCACCUGCGUUUGGGGGGCGUGGGGGGCCCCUCUUGGGGUUUGUCUUUGCCCGCAGCAGCAGCAGCCAGGGGCCCCUGGGGGCCCGGAGGGGGGGCCCCCCAGGGGCUCCAGGGGCAUCAGGGGCCCCAGGGGCCCCAGGGGCCCUGGGGGCCCCCCUCUGCCCCCCAAGGAAUCCCCUUUCUGCAGCUUUCUUUGCUGCCCUUUUUUGUCUACGAGAGCAGCAGCAGCGUCGAGGAGACAGCGAGAUUUCGCCUCGGGGGUGCAGCUCUUCUUCAGCUGCUGGGGCCCCUCCAGCAGCAGCAGCAGCAGCAGCUGGCGCUGCAGCACCCGGGAGGGGGCCCCUACGACCAACUGCUCUUGAGCAAGAGUCUCCUGCUGGCUGUGCCCCGCGCCCUGUUCUUCCCUGCUGCUGCUGUGGCGCUGCAGGCAGCAAAUGCUUGCUGCUGUCUUUUAAAUUCCUUUCCCGUGGCAGCAGCAAGCAGCUCUUUGCAUGCGACGGGGCUGGCCUUUCUGCGGUCCACCUACAGGCGGCUGCAGCAGCUGCAAGCAGCAGAAGCAGCAGCAGCAGCAGCAGGAAGGCCCCCCGCCCUCUGCGGCUGCGUCUCAGCCCGCCCGCAGCAGCAGGGGGGCCCCCCAGGGGCCCCCGCUGGAGCCCCUGGGGACUCCGGGGGGCCCCCAGGGAAUGAAGACACUGCUGCUGACAGCAGCAAAAGAGAAAAGACCCUGCAAAUGCUUUAUUCUUUUAAUUAUGAUGGCCGUUACUGCCCCGUGGCUGCUGCUUUUGCUGCUGCGCAGCCGCUGCUGUUUCUGGGGGCCCCCGCCUCGGCCGCGCGCGAGGCCUUCGCGGGUCUCCUGCAUCGGCUGCAGCAGCUGCAGCAGCAGCAGCAGCAGCAGCAGCAGCAGUCCUCUGCGUCUCCAGGCAGCAGCUCCUCGUCCCGGAGAAAAGAAAACCAGAAAAUAAUUAGUUUGCUCUCAGCAGUGCGCGCCAUUUGCUGCUGCAGUGUCCCCCAAGAGGCCCGGGGGGCCCCCGGGGCUGCCGUGCUGCUGGCGGCUUUCGGGGGGGGCCCCCCUGCUGCAGCAGGGGCCCCCAGCCCCGGGGAGGGGCCCCCAGCCAGGGGGCCCCCCGCCCAGGGGGACUUUGAAGACUUGGAAGCAGCUUUGGAUCUGCUGCAGCAGCGGCAGCAAGACUCUGUUGCUGCUGCUGUUGAGGCCCUAGAGGAACUUUGGGGAGAACUCUUGAACCACCGCAGGUGCGCGAGGCAGCACGCAGCAGUUGCUGCUGCUGCUGCAGCUGCAGCCGCUGCCGCUUCUGCUGCAGCCACUGCUGCAGCCGCUGCUGCAGCCGCUGCUGCGCUGCUGCAACAGGGCAGCAGCAGGGCACAGUUGCCUCUAUGUGUUGCUGCACGGGCGUGA